Messenger RNA from Physeter macrocephalus (sperm whale), 4226 nucleotides. It is a transcript of the gene PRMT9, whose product is annotated as protein arginine methyltransferase 9. The transcript is spliced from 11 exons. Gene Ontology annotation, biological process: peptidyl-arginine methylation. The record is from RefSeq and is a predicted model, not a curated record. Gene Ontology annotation, cellular component: nucleus. The coding region runs from base 111 to 2348 and encodes 745 amino acids. Gene Ontology annotation, molecular function: protein binding; protein-arginine N-methyltransferase activity. Lineage: Eukaryota; Metazoa; Chordata; Mammalia; Artiodactyla; Physeteridae.
CUGUGGUUAGUCGCGUGGGAGUGCGAUCACCUAGACAAUUUGCGCCUUCCGUUCACCAAAGCAUCUUCCCUUUGGUGAUACAGGCGCAGAUUUCGGCCUGUGACUCUGCCAUGCCGAACUUGCGGCCCAGGCCCCGCCGGGGCGCCGGACGGGUCGCCAGGGCAGCCGGGCGGGGCGCCGGGGCAGCCGGGCGGGACGAGCUGGUCUCGCGGUCCUUGCAGAGCGCAGAGCACUGCCUGGGCGCCCAGGACUUCGGCACCGCCUAUGCCCACUACCUCCUCGUGCUCAGCCUGGCGCCGGAGCUGAAAGACGAUGUGAAGGAAACUUUUCAGUAUACGCUCUUCAGAUGGGCUGAAGAACUUGAUGCACUCAGUCGAACACAAGACCUACUUGGUUGCUAUGAGCAAGCCUUGGAACUGUUUCCUCAUGAUGAAGUGAUUUGCAAUAGUAUGGGGGAGCAUCUCUUCAGAAUGGGCUUUAGAGAUGAAGCAGCCGGGUAUUUUCGUAAAGCAGUGAAGCUAAACCCGGAUUUCAGUGAUGCAAAGGAGAAUUUUUAUCGUGUUGCAAACUGGUUGGUGGAACGCUGGCACUUUAUCAUGCUUAAUGACACCAGAAGAAAUACGAUUUAUAAUGCAGCAAUCCAAAAGGCGGUUUGUUUGGGCUCCAAAAGUAUUUUGGACAUUGGAGCAGGAACUGGAAUACUAAGCAUGUUUGCUAAAAAAGCUGGAGCGCACUUGGUGUAUGCCUGUGAGUUAUCCAAGACCAUGUAUGAACUUGCCUGUGAUAUAGUGGCAGCAAACGAGAUGGAAGCAGGGAUCAAACUCUUACAUAUGAAGUCGCUUGACAUAGAAAUUCCAAAACACAUUCCUGAAAGAGUGUCCCUUGUUGUAACAGAAACUGUCGAUGCAGGUUUAUUUGGAGAAGGAAUUUUGGAGAGUUUGAUUCAUGCAUGGGAGCAUUUACUUUUGCAGCCAAAGACCAAAGGUGAAAAUGGUAAUUGUGAAAAAUAUGGGAAAGUUAUACCGGCAAGUGCUGUUAUAUUUGGGAUGGCAGUAGAAUGUGCAGAGAUAAGAAGACAUCAUAGAGUGGGUAUUAAGGACAUUGCUGGGAUCUGUUUGCCAACCAGUGUGAAAUUUCAGAGUCCAGCUUAUUCUUCUAUAGAUGCUGAAGAAACAAUUGAACCUUAUACAACUGAAAAGAUGAGUCGAGUUCCUGGAGGAUAUUUGGCUUUGACAGAGUGCUUUGAAAUUAUGACAGUAGAUUUCAACAAUCUUCAGGAAUUAAAAAGUCUUGCAACUAAAAAACCUGAUAAAAUUGGUAUCCCUGUUAUUAAAGAAGGCAUACUCGAUGCUAUUGUGGUUUGGUUUGUACUCCAGCUUGAUGAUGAACACAGUUUAUCCACAAGUCCUAGUGAGGAAACAUGCUGGGAACAGGCUGUCUACCCCGUACAUGACCUUGCAGACUACUGGAUAAAGCCUGGGGACCAGGUGAUGAUGGAAGUGUCUUGUCAAGAUUAUUACUUAAGAAUCCAGAGUAUCAGUGUCUUCAAUUCAGAACAUGAAAUGGAUGUUGGGAAAAGUUUUACCAAGAAUAAAGACUUGCUGCCUUUAGGAAAUGAGGCUGAACUCUGUAGUGCCCUGGCCAAUCUUCAGACCAGUAAACCAGAUGCUGUGGAGCAGACUUGUGUUUUGGAAUCCACAGAAGUUGCUUUGCUUAAUAACAUCCCAUACCAUGAAGGCUUUAAAAUGGCAAUGAAGAAAGUGUUGUCUUCACUGACUCUGGAGAAACUGGGUCAGGCCAUGGAUACUCAGUGUCAGAAUAACGAGAUGAGCUGUGAAAGUGGACAGAAUAAUUCUGAACAGAGCGUCCCUGAACCUUUGUAUGUGUUAGAUGUGUCUGAGGGCUUCUCUAUUCUGCCUAUAAUUGCUGGCACACUCGGGCAGGUUAAACCUUACAGUUCUGUGGAGAAAGACCAGCAUCGUAUGACUCUGGACCUCAUAUCUGAAGCCAAUCACUUUCCUAAAGAAACACUUGAGUUUUGGUUGAGACAUGUGGAAGAUGAAUCUGCUGUGUUGCAAAGGCCAAAAUCAGACAAGUUGUGGAGUAUAAUUAUACUGGAUGUCAUUGAGCCGUCUGGGCUCAUUCAGCAGGAAAUCAUGGAAAAAGCGGCAAUAUCCAGGUGUUUGCUACAGUCCGGAGGUAAGAUCUUUCCCCAGUAUGUGCUGAUGUUUGGGUUGCUCGUGGAAUCGCAGACACUGGUGGAGGAGAGCGCUGUGCAGGGAACAGAACGAACUCUUGGAUUUAAUAUAGCACCUUUUAUUAACCAGUUUCAGCUUAUUCUCUCCUGAUCCUGACAUCAGCAAUUCUUCGAUUCCAUCCGAAUCUAUGAUAUUUUAAUCCUGCCAUCUUUUCACCCUGCCUCCCAUCUCAUAUCCUCCUUUCCUUCACAGCUUAUGUUUCACGGUUGAUAUAUUUUUCACAUAUCGUGGAGCUAACAUUCAAAUUGACGAUAAAGAGACAAGAGAUGGACAAUAAACAAAGGAGUAGAAAGAUUAGUAUGAUAGAUGGUGAGAAGUGAGAAGGCUAGAGGAGAAUGGGAGUUGGAGGGAUGGGAUAUUCUGUUUAUUUAGGUAAUGCCUAAGGAAAGGACUCAAGGAUAAGUGAUAUUUAAGCAGAGACCAGAGAGAAAUAAGGAAGCAAACCAUAUACAAGUCAAAGGAUCAACAAGUGCAAAGACCUGAGGCAAGAGCAUAAUUGGAGUAUUCAGAAACAGCAGGAAACCAUGAGGGAGGUCGGAUGAAGGAUGCAGUGAGAAAAGUACUAGGAGCCAGAUCCUGUAGAGCCUCCUGUAGAGGUUGUGGUGAAGGUUUUGGCUUUUACUCUGAAAGGGGUGGAAAACAACUGGAGGGUAUUGACCAGAGGAGUGAUAAGGUGUGACUUGCUAUGGCUGCUGUAUUGGGAGUAGACCACCAUGGAGAGCCGGCAGAGGCAUAAGGUUAUUGCAGUAAUCCAGGAGAGAGGUGGUAGUGACUUAGAGUGGUAUUAGAGUGGUAGCAAUGGUUGUGGUGCAAAGUGGUCAGAUUGUUGAUGUAUCUUGAAGGUAGGUUUUGUGAUAGAUGGGACAUGGGGUAUGAGAAAGUGCCUGGAAGGAUAGUUGCCAUUUACUGAUAUGGGGAAAAUAACAGGAGGAUCAGGUUGUGCUUACAUUUUUAUGGGGUCAUUAAGCAGUUGGAUAAGAAUUCAGAGAAAUAGCUAGCCUGGAGAUGUAAAUUUGGCAGUCAGAUUUGGUAGAUGAUAUUUAAAGCCAGAAUAAUGGGAUGCAAUCACCUUGGGGAUGAGUAGAAAGAGAAGAGGGCUGAGAACUAAAUUCUAGAGAACUCACAAAGUUAUGAGCUCUACGUUGGAAAUCUAAGAAGGAAUUAGCAAAGAUGACAGGAGUGGCCAGUAGGCUAGGUUAAGAAACAAGUGAGGACAGAUUGUGAGGGACGGGUACAGCUGUGUGGGGAUUAGAGUGCAGGUGAUGGGAGGUGACACAGGAAUCUAGGGCUGUUCUUCUGGUGACUGAUACAAAUAGGGAUAUAGGGCAAGAGUCCUGGAAAUGGCAUGGAAUUGCUGUUUUUAUGGGGAGGAAAGGUUGGAUGCCUUCAAGGAUGUCCAGGGAGAGGUUGAUAUAUCUGUGUCCUUUCUCACCAUGAACGGUUGCUCUCUAAUACUUUAUUCAAAAGAAAGAGAACACUUUUUAAACAGUUUCCUUUCUAUUUCAAAUGAGAAGGCUAAAAGUUACUAGUAGGAAGUUUCCAUUGCUACUGAAAUUGAUGGAACAGUUUAUAGCAGUGGUUCUCAACCUUGACUGUACUCUCAGAACUACUGGUAUGUGGAUCCCAAGUCCAGAUGGAUCUGAGGUGUGGCCUGAGCAGUUGGACGUUUUAAAAGCUCCUUAGGUGAUUUUAAUUUGCAGUCAAAGUUGAGAACCACUGCCUUCUAGAUAAACAACCUAUUUUCAAAAUGAAAUCCACUGUUAGUUGUUUCGUUGAAUUUGGCAUUUUUGCUCAAACAGUUCAAUAAUUAAUGUUGUACAGUAAGUCCCCUACAUAUGAACCUUCAAGUUGCGAACUUACAAAGAUGCGAACACGCGUUCGCAUGUCCAGUCACGUUAGUUAGUUCGUGUGUCUGGCGUACGUUGUCACGUGCGUGCAUCCUCUACAAGUGGUUGUGCUUUUGUGUAC